This is a messenger RNA of Ilyonectria robusta, 2685 nucleotides long. RefSeq lists its product as uncharacterized. Gene Ontology annotation, molecular function: metalloendopeptidase activity. Gene Ontology annotation, biological process: peptide metabolic process. Gene Ontology annotation, cellular component: mitochondrion. Bases 208 to 2586 code for a protein of 792 amino acids. The record is from RefSeq and is a predicted model, not a curated record. NCBI's taxonomy places the organism in Eukaryota, Fungi, Ascomycota, Sordariomycetes, Hypocreales, Nectriaceae. The transcript has a single exon.
CAGGGCCAACAAGUAUCCGCCAACAGGAUGGAUUUCGACGUUAUCCAUUCUUCAUUCUGCAAUCUUCAUUCUCCAUUCUUCAUUCUCCAUUCCUCGUGAUCCAGUUCAUUUUACCUUCCUUCCCAGCUGUCCCCCUUACAACUCGCGUAUACUCCCGGUUGCUUUUCCUCUUCGCCGCAUGCCCACACUUAUCCCAGUGAGACAACCAUGCUGAACUCGAAUUGCCGCCGUGUCUGGAUCUGCACUCAAUGUGUACGACACGCGACUAAGCCUCUGCAGCGACGAUGGCAAUCCGCCGCUUCCGCCGCCGCCCAGGCCAGCUCAGGGAGCUCUCCAGUUGACCACGCCGCCAGCGUCAAUCAUGACGACUCGGUUCUACGCAACCUCUUCGACUCCCCGUCCGGGAGGCCCUUUCCCAAGUUCAGUCUGAAGAAGGGACAGGGCCUUUUCAAGAACCGAUACUUGACGAGCCCGGAAGGCUUCCUUCGCUUUGCGCAGAAGAACCUCCAGCUAGCCACCAAGAUCGUUCACAGAGUCCUCAAUGCUUCGACCGUUCACGAGUAUCAAGCAAUUGUUCGGGAUCUCGACCGACUUAGCGACUUGCUAUGCCGCGUCCUGGAUCUUUCCGACUUCGUGCGCAUGACACAUCCCGACGCUCGCUUUCAGGAAGCCGCCACCGAUGCCUGGUCCAUGGUGUAUCAGUACAUGAACCAACUCAAUACCAUGACCGGUUUGAGCGAUCAGCUUGGAAUAGCCAUAUCCAACCCUGAGGUUACCAAGGUGUGGUCCGAGGAGGAGAAGUCGGUCGCCGAGUUGCUGAAGUUGGACUUUAUGAAAUCAGCCGUCAAUCUCCCCAAAGCUGCACGAGAUAGAUUCGUCGACCUGUCAUCGCGCAUUAGUGAUAUUGGCUCCGCAUUCGUCCAAAGAAUGCAGCCAGAGAAGAAGAAAAUCACACUCCCUUCCCAUCGCUUCUACGGCUUAUAUCCUAACUUGGCCGCGGCUCUGAAGGUUCGGUCGCAAAUCAGCCUCCCCACCGUCGGGUCUGAGGCAGCUGCAGCCUUGCAGAGCGUUUACGAUGAGGAUACCAGGAAGGAGAUUUACGUUGCCCAAAGAACCGCAUCUCGGGAGACCAUCACGUACCUAGAGGCAAUGCUCAAGCUAAGAGGUGAGCUGGCUGAGCUGGCAGGUUUCGAGAGCUAUGGCCACAUGGCCCUGAAGGACCGAAUGAUGGCCAAGUCGCCUGCCUCGGUCAUGGAGUUUCUCCUCGCAUUAAGGAACCAUAAUGCGCCUACCAUCCAGCGGGAACUGAAUGAGCUGAUCGAGAAGAAGCGUGAGCGCUUGAGCAUCCCAGACACGCAUCUUCAGGCCUGGGAUAGAGACUUUUACAUGGAGAAGAUCAGGGCAGACAUGAGGUCUCGACAGCGUCAGGAAGACCAGCUUGCAGCAUUCUUCUCUGUAGGAACCGUAAUGCAGGGUCUGUCUAGGUUGUUCAGCCGACUAUACGGUAUCCGUUUCGUCCCACGGGAGACUCUCCCCGGCGAGACAUGGCACCCCGACGUCAAGCGACUCGAUGUCAUAUCUGAUGAUGGCGAGCAGGUCGCAGUCCUCUACUGUGAUCUAUUUUAUCGGCCGCAGAAGUCUCCAAACCCAGCCCACUUUACCGUGCGCUGCUCUCGUGAGAUUCUCCAGAGUGAAAUCGACGAGGUCGCCGCCGAUCAGACCGGCGAUAUGCCAAGCUUCGAGACAGCCGAGCUGGCUGCCAAUGACGGCAUGGAGAUAUCGACUCGGAACGGAAAGCUCAAGCAGCUUCCUACAAUUGCCCUUGUCUGUGACUUCCCCAAGAGCGACAAUACAAAGGAGCCAGCCUUCCUGUCGUUCUACUCGGUCGAGACCCUCUUCCACGAGAUGGGCCACGCUAUCCACUCCAUCUUGGCUCGGACCAACUUCCAGAACGUAUCUGGCACCCGGUGCGCCACCGACUUUGCUGAGCUGCCCUCAACCCUCAUGGAACACUUCGCCGCCGACCCUACAGUCCUCUCUCUCUUCGCCCGCCACUGGAAGUCGGAUCGUCCUCUCCCUUACGACCUCGUUGCUGAGCGUAUCCGCCUAUCAAAGCGAUUCGAGGGCAUCGACACCGAGCACCAGAUCCUCCUCGCUAUGGUUGACCAGGCCUACCACGCAUCGGCCGUUACCAACCCGGGCUUCAAUUCUACGGACAUCUUCCACGAUAUCCAGUCCCGCUUCGCACACGGACCCAAAGAUCCGCCAGGUACCUGUUGGCAGGGCUUCUUCGGCCACUUGCACAGCUACGGCAGCACAUAUUACAGCUACCUCUUCGACCGCGUUCUGGCCGAGCGCGUCUGGCGCGUUGUCUUCAAGGCUGGCGAGGGCGGCGCCGCCAUUAGCCGCGAGAACGGAGAGCGCCUGAAGGAAAACCUCCUCAAAUGGGGUGGUGGCCGGGAUCCCUGGACUUGUCUCUCGGAUACACUCCAAGACCAUAGGCUAGCACCUGGCGAUGAGAAGUCCAUGGCAUUGGUAGGCAGCUGGGGUAUCAAGGAUGAUCUGCACUACAAUAAAAAACAAUAGAUAGAUACAUAGGCCCAAGCCGUGCAUAAAUGAUAAACAGGAGACAAUAUUCAAUGAACCCUAGAGCAUUGCCCUUAGAAACGCCUUUAUGCACCAAGA